CACGUAAGUACGUCAGCGGAAGUAUUCUGAGCGUACGUAAGCUAGGUCACAUUGGUUCAGUUUUGCAAUGUUUUGAGAAACAUCACCACAAUGGAGACAGCCAACGCAGAGGAGAUCCAACUGAGGCAUGUGGAGAAAGAUGUCCUAAUCCCCAAGCUGAUGAGGGAGAGAGCCAAGGAGCACUGUGCUGAGAAAGUUGAAGCCUUCAACCACUGCUGUAAAGAAUCCGGUUUCUUCAUGGUGUUUAAGUGUCGAGAGGAGAAUGCAGCACUGAAGGAAUGUCUGACAAUACACUACAAGGACCCUGCGUUUUUCGAGCAGUGUAAGCAGGAGUACAUCCAAGAGAAACUGGAGUUUGAGAGGACAGGGAUCCCAACAAAGAACAGGAAACAAAAACUCCCAACUAGCAUGUAAUGAACAACAUGACACCCAGAUUCCCUCCUUUAAAGGCAAUGGUGCGAAGUGUGAGGCUCUGGCUAGAACCAGCACCAAGCACUGCACACUAAGGAUACAUGUUCAUCUGAAGCCUGUGUGUUUUAUUUAAAUGUGUGGAAUUAAUGACUGAAACUCCUGUGGUGUGCAAGAGUGGUAUAUAAUCAAAAUAAUACCUAUUUUUUAUGUUCUGUAUAUUUGCAAAGUGUUCCCUAUUAGAUGGCCAGAAUUAUUUUCCUCACUUGAUUGAAUCAGCAGCAUUUACUUAACAUUUACGAAUGAGCUUAUGUAUUGAUAGAAUAUACAGAAAGCCCUGAUCAUAUCACCGUCUGUACCUAAACCUGGAAGAUCUUCAUUAGAGCACAACACUUCAGCUUUGGAGGCGUGCAUAAAUUGAAGAGUCCCUACAGGAUGCAAUUAAAUAUGACAAUUGCAAUGUAAAUAAAAGAAAUAUCAGUAGCAGUAAAGUGCUUAGCAGUGGUAAAUUAGACAUGACUUGAAAUGUUCAUGAUUGCAUUUUUCAUUUACAGUUCAGAUUAAAAGCUUCUGAAAUACUGUAA
This is a messenger RNA of Micropterus salmoides (largemouth bass), 992 nucleotides long. It is a transcript of the gene cmc1, whose product is annotated as C-x(9)-C motif containing 1. NCBI's taxonomy places the organism in Eukaryota, Metazoa, Chordata, Actinopteri, Centrarchiformes, Centrarchidae. The coding region runs from base 91 to 414 and encodes 107 amino acids. Gene Ontology annotation, cellular component: mitochondrion. The transcript has 4 exons. The record is from RefSeq and is a predicted model, not a curated record.